UGAUGUUUUUCUAUUUUUCCAGGACAUGCCAUGGAGAAACCCUCAAAGGAUCGUCUCACUUUAUCUCCAGGUUGUAAAAUGGAAGAUGAGGACAUCACAGGAGAUUGUGGAGGAGAAAAGACAAUGAGCUCCACUAUGGAUGGAGGACUUCACAGUGUGGAUAGACCAUGGAAUCCCUCUGACUCUGAGCAACCUCGUACUGUGAGGGAUGGGGCCGGGAUUCAGGGGGAGAAGACAUUUCCCUGUUCUCAGUGUGAGAAAAGUUUUAGCUCCGGUUUAGCUCUUUUUUUACAUCAGGGAACUCACAGGGAGGACGGACUUCAUACCUGUUCUGAGUGCGGCAAAUAUUUUCUACAUAAAGCAAAACUGGUCACACAUCAGAGAAUUCACACGGGCGAGAAGCCGUUUUCCUGCCUUCAGUGCGGGAAAUGUUUCUCUGCGAAUUCCAAGCUUGUUAUGCAUCAAAGCGCUCACACCGGGGAGAAGCCGUUUUCCUGCCCUGAGUGCGGGAAAGGUUUCUCACUGAAAUCAAGUCUUGCUAUACAUCAAAGAUGUCACACGGGGGAGGAGCCGUAUGCCUGCCCAGAGUGUGGAAAAUGUUAUAAACAGAAAGCAAAUCUUAAUAAUCAUAUAAAAUCUCACACAGGGGAAAAGCCGUAUCUCUGCCCUGAGUGCGGGAAAUGUUUCUCACAGAAAUCAAAACUUGAUCUACAUCAAAGAUCUCACACCGGGGAGAAGUCGUCUCCCUGCCCCGAGUGCGGGAAAUGUUUUGUAAGUCAACGAGGACUUGUUUUACAUCAAAGAACUCACACGGGGGAGAAGCCGUAUGCCUGUCCUGAGUGCGAAAAACGUUUCCCGGACAAGUCGCAGCUUUAUAUUCAUCUGAGACUGCACACUGGUGAGAAGCCGCAUGUCUGCCCCGAAUGCGGAAAAUGUUUUAGACUGAAAUCAGGUUUUAAUGAGCAUAUAACAGGUCACACAGGGGAGAAGCCGUACGGCUGCCCCGAGUGCGGGAAAUGUUUUUCAAAAAAGCGCAAACUUGAAAUGCAUCAGAGGUCUCACACGGGCGAGAAGCCUUAUUGCUGUCCUGAGUGUGGGAAAAGUUUUCCACGUAAGGCUGAGGCUACUAGACACCGUAUUAUACGCCAUACGACGAGACAGCCGUUUUCCUGUUCUGAGUGCGGGAAAUGUUAUCUAAAUAAAUCAAAUCUUGUCCAACAUCAAAAAUAUCACGCAGGGGAGAAGCCGCACUCCUGCCCUGAGUGCGGGAAAUGUUAUCUAAGCAAAUAUGGUCUUAUCAAACAUCAGAGAUCUCACAUCCCCGAGAAGCCGUUCUCCUGCCCUGAGUGCGGGAAAUGUUAUGCAGCGAAAUCGGAUCUUGUCCAGCAUCAGAAAUCUCACACCAGGGAGAACUCCUGCCCUGAGUGCGGGAAAUGUUUUUCACGGAAAUCGUAUCUUGUCAUUCACCAAAGAACUCACACCAAGGAGAAGCCGUACUCCUGUCCUGAGUGUGGGAGAAGCUUCUCACAUAAGAGUCGUCUUACCAGACAUAGGAGAACACACACAGCCCCCCAGUAGUAUUAGUUUCCUGAGUGCGGGAAAUGUCUUCUAUAUAAAUUAUAUUUAGCUGUACAUCUUAUUUUCUGUUUAUAAAAUAAAAAUGCCGGGCUGUACGAAAACCGCCAUAUUGGAAAGUA
Rana temporaria (common frog) is the source of this 1697-nucleotide messenger RNA. Its product is annotated as gastrula zinc finger protein XlCGF26.1-like. The record is from RefSeq and is a predicted model, not a curated record. The transcript is spliced from 2 exons. NCBI's taxonomy places the organism in Eukaryota, Metazoa, Chordata, Amphibia, Anura, Ranidae. The coding region runs from base 31 to 1578 and encodes 515 amino acids.